Helobdella robusta is the source of this 438-nucleotide messenger RNA. RefSeq lists its product as hypothetical. The transcript has 3 exons. The record is from RefSeq and is a predicted model, not a curated record. Lineage: Eukaryota; Metazoa; Annelida; Clitellata; Rhynchobdellida; Glossiphoniidae. Bases 1 to 438 code for a protein of 145 amino acids.
AUGGAGCCAACUUCAAAGAGUAUAACAACCGUUCCGAAGCCAGAGUUGAAACCGGAGUGGGAGUCUGAAAUCAUCCAAGGUUUUAUAGAGCACAAGAAACAAAAGAACGAGGCGGAUUCGUUUUCACAGAAUCCAAGGCCUGUUUUCACUGGGCCUGUCAGUCAGUCGGUCGGCUUUCGCACAACCCUGGCCUGUUUUCACUGGGCCGUCGAGUCUGAUCGGCUUUCGCACGACCAAGGGCCUGUUUUCACUGGGCCUGUCUGUCGGUCGGUCGGCUUUCGCACGACCAAGGGCCUGUUUUCACUGGGCCUGUCUGUCAGUCGGUCGGCUUUUGCACAACCCUGGCCUGUUUUCACUGGGCCGUCGAGUCUGGUCGGCUUUCGCACAACCAACACAAAACAACAAGAGUCAGAACAACACUGGAAAAAAAUUGUGUGA